AUGCUCAUCGAAAAAGGUGGACCCAUCUUACGUGAGGACAUUGGCCGUCUGCUACAGGAACUGCUCUGCAAUGGUACAGCUUUUCCAUCGUCCCUUAACAUAUCAACCUCGAAGAGGGUUCGACAAGGCGACACCGUGCCGCCAAAGCUGUUUACCUCCGCAUUGCAGUGGGUGAUGAAAUCACUGGAUUGGAACAAAAUAGGUAUACGAGUUGAUGGGAUAUUCCUCAUCUUCGUUUGGCGGACGACAUUGUUCUCUUCUUGA
Strongylus vulgaris is the source of this 264-nucleotide messenger RNA. The record is from the annotation of a GenBank genome assembly. NCBI's taxonomy places the organism in Eukaryota, Metazoa, Nematoda, Chromadorea, Rhabditida, Strongylidae.